Messenger RNA from Lachnellula hyalina, 1671 nucleotides. RefSeq names its product Ceramide glucosyltransferase. Gene Ontology annotation, biological process: glucosylceramide biosynthetic process. The record is from RefSeq and is a predicted model, not a curated record. The transcript is spliced from 2 exons. Gene Ontology annotation, molecular function: ceramide glucosyltransferase activity. Gene Ontology annotation, cellular component: membrane. NCBI's taxonomy places the organism in Eukaryota, Fungi, Ascomycota, Leotiomycetes, Helotiales, Lachnaceae. Bases 1 to 1671 code for a protein of 556 amino acids.
AUGACAAUCGACUCUCUGAAAUCUGUUGCGGCUACUGUGCGAGCAGUAAAAAUCGCAGAACGGAAUGUUAUGGAGACAUGGAUCUUUGGCAUCGCCCUGGCCUGUGGUAUUUGGUACUUCUUCAUCGUGCUAGUCCAAGGAAUUGGUUCCGCCCAGUUAUACCGAUACUACUCCUCUAAGCCAAAGCCAGCCGUCUCUCCCACCUUGCCGAUAGAAAAUGUCCCACUUAUUACUAUACUUCGACCUGUUAAGGGACUUGAGCCACAGCUCUACGAAUGCCUCGCUGCUACAUUUCGACAAGUAUACCCUCUGGAGAAGUUGACAAUCUACUUCUGUGUAGCGUCAUCUAGCGAUCCUGCCUUUCCCGUGUUACAACGUCUGCUGGCAGACUUCCCACGCUUCGAUGCCAAAAUAUUCGUGGAGGAAGAAGAUCCCAAUCUAGCUGGCCAUGGCGGAGAGACAACGAAUUUGGGACCUAAUCCCAAGAUCAGGAACAUGAGCAGAGGAUACAGGGAAGCUAAAGGAGAUAUCAUCUGGGUCAUUGACUGCAAUGUUUGGAUUGGGAAAGGCGUAGCUGGACGGAUGGUGGACAAGCUCUGCGGGUACAAGGCGGAUGGGACAAAAACUAUACCUUACAAGUUUGUCCAUCAGCUGCCACUUGUUGUGGACAGUGUCGGCGCAAGUGUAGAUGAAGAGUCGAGAGGUCUACUCCGCCAUGAAGAAGACCAAGAAGUCUCAUCUACUAGCUCCUCCGCAUACGAUAUAUCCUCCCCGCCCAAAGACGAGUCGCAUCUUGACACGGUGCUCCGAAUUGGUGGUGGACGCCUGGAGGAAAUGUUCAUGGCAUCAUCACACGCAAAAUUCUACACAGCAAUCAACACUGUGUCAAUUGCUCCCUGCAUCGUGGGAAAGUCGAAUAUGUUCAGACGGUCGCAUCUAGACUACUUGACGUCUGGAGCCUCUUCCUACUCGCCCGGGAUUGACUUCUUCUCUGAAAAUAUAUGCGAGGAUCACUUGAUUGGAGAUUUACUUUGGCGAAAGAAGGUCGAGGAGGAGAAGGCUGGAACGAAAUUCUACAAGCAUGGACUGGUCUUCGGCGACUUAGCUAUCCAGCCCAUGGCAGGCAUGUCAGUACGGGAAUACAUUGCAAGGAGAGUUCGAUGGCUCCGCGUUAGAAAAUGGACCGUCACCCUAGCUACUUUUGUAGAGCCUGGAGUUGAACCCAUUUUAUGUUCCGCCUACGGAGCCUUUGCAUUUACAACCUUACCAUGGUUUCACGAAAAACUUGGAGUCCCCCAAACAUGGGUUGCUUUCUUUAUCUCUUGGAUAGCAAGUGCAUUGACAUGGAUGCUCGUGGAUUCUUUAAUCUAUGCCAAACUCCAUUCCGGUGCGUCAAUCGAGCUGGACGAGGACACACCCUCCUUCGCAAAGCCUCCUGGUAGACAGUCGAGAAGAUCGAUCGGCGAAUGGAUCUCUGCAUGGCUCGGUCGCGAGUUCCUCGCUCUUCCAAUCUGGUCUUGGGCCUGCCUAGGUGGAACGACCGUUAUGUGGCGAGGCAAGAAAUUUCGCGUCGGCCUGGAUAUGCGAGUCGUCGAAAUCAAAAGUUUGCAGAAGACGCUUACUCUUGAGCCAGAGAAUAUGCGCUCACGAAGUAAAGAUAGAGUUGACUGA